Trichophyton benhamiae CBS 112371 is the source of this 1425-nucleotide messenger RNA. RefSeq lists its product as uncharacterized. Gene Ontology annotation, cellular component: membrane. The record is from RefSeq and is a predicted model, not a curated record. The transcript has 2 exons. Gene Ontology annotation, molecular function: acyltransferase activity, transferring groups other than amino-acyl groups. NCBI's taxonomy places the organism in Eukaryota, Fungi, Ascomycota, Eurotiomycetes, Onygenales, Arthrodermataceae. Gene Ontology annotation, biological process: polysaccharide biosynthetic process. Bases 1 to 1425 code for a protein of 474 amino acids.
AUGGCCUCCAAGGCAGGACCUUUGGCAAAGCCGUUUAUCGACACCCGAUGGGCUGAUGGCCUCCGAGGAAUCGCUGCUCUCUUCGUCGUUGCCAGCCAUGUCACCCUCUGCUUUGCUCGCAGCGUCAUGCCGCCCUCCAUAUCGACCGACGGGCCCCGGAGGCUGUUCCAGAACCCUUACCUGCGCCUCAUCGGCCAGGGAAACGCUGCCGUCUCCGUCUUCCUCGUCCUCCUGGGCUUCGUCAACUCCCUCAAGACAAUCCAGCUGAUCCGCUCCGGCUGCCACCAGGACGCCCUCUCUACUCUCUCGGUUGGCGCAUUCAGACGAACGGGCCGGCUCAUGCUCCCGGCCACUGCGGCAACGCUGGUCUCCUUCUCUCUGUGCAAUCUCGGCCUCUACGGCCUUGCCAGGAGCUCGGAUGCCUACUGGACCAUGACCACCGCCGCGGCCCCGAGCCCGACCAUACUAGACGGCAUCAAGAGCGUGGCCUGGGAGAUGAUUGCUGUCUGGAUCGUGGGAGAAAACAGGUACGACCAGCCGCAGUGGGCGCUGGCGCAUCUGUUCAAGGGCUCGUUCUUCAUCUACAUGGUUCUCCUGGCAACCGCCAGUGCCACCCCGGCCUUUAGACUUAUCGCUCUCUCCAUCCUCUAUGCCUGGGGCUGGAUUGCCGGCGACAGUACGUUUACCCCCACCCUCUCACAGUACUUUAUAUACAUAAUACUAACCGAAUGUAUAGCCAUUGUUCGACCAAAUGUAUUCGCCGGCAUGAUCCUCGCUGAACUGACCUACCUCCCGGCACCAAGGAAGUCCAAAGCGACAACUGUCAUCCCUUACCUCGUCGUCGCAUUGGGCCUCUAUCUCUGCUCCUUUCCCGACCGCUUCGCCGACCAGGCCCAAUGGUCCCGCCAGCUCGAAGAGCUCGGCCGCAUCAUCUUCCCCAAAAACGCCGCCAUGGGCCGUGCCUGGCCCAACAUCGGCGCACAGCUCCUCUGCUUCGCCGUCAUGUACUCGCCUCAAAUGCGCCACUUCCUCUCACACAAAUGGCUGCACUGGAUCGGAAGCCUCAGUUUCGCCCUCUACCUCCUCCACGGCAUGCUCAUGCGUACCGUCCUCGUAUGGCUUGUCUUUGGACCCAACUACCUCCUCGGCAUCACCAAGCCAGGCAAACUCGCAGAUGGGACCGACGGCCAAGUCGUGCCCCAGCCAGGCGACCUGAUCAUCGUAUGCUUGCUGCCCGUCUUCUUCGCCAUCCUGCUCCUCGUAUGCUCUCUCUGGAAUCGCUUCGUCGAGCCAUACUUUGGCUACGCGACCGCCGGUCUCGAGUCAUUCGCCAAAUCGCUCUGUCGGAACCAGUGGCCCUUUAACUCGCUGAAUUCAACGCCGAAUGGCGAGAAAUCCAUCCUGCCCACUACUCGCAGGGAUUGA